GACAUUGUUUGUUUGUUAGUUAGACGUAUGUGAAAAAGUUAGUGCUGAAAUUUUUGCAAAAAUAUCAUUUUAAAACGUAUAAAUUUAACAAAAAAGUGUAAAAUAUUUAUUUCCCAAUACCAAAUUACAAAAAAGUGUUGAAAAUCUUUCGAAAAUUGUGGAUUUAAAAGUGUUUUUCGAGCAAUCAUUUCUCAUAUUUUCCUUCACAUUGCCUAAAGUAACGAAUUGAAUGUUCGUAUGGGCAAUAAGAAAUUAAAGAUCAUUCGUUGCUCUCUAACAAAAAAGAAAUAACUAGUAAAUCGCAAAACGUAAAAAUUUACUCGUCGCUAAAUAAAUUGACAUAAUAAUACAAAAAAUAAAUAAUAAAAAUAUAAAAAUAAAAAUUGUUAUAAUUUAUUAAAAAAAAAAAUAAAAAUGGUGAAGAAUGUGCUAAACAACAACUAAAACAACGAAGAAAAUAUCCAAAGUGCAAUGUGACUAUUUGCUGUUUAAAAAUUUGAAAGUUUUAUGAAUAGUAAAGCUACAAAUAGACCUAUAUUCCAAAAAUAUCAGCGCACAAUAAAUGCAAUUAAUAAAAACUGAAUAAAAUAAAUUUUGAAUAAAUAAAAUUUGGUAUUAUUUUGUAUAUUACAAUUGUUGCCUCUAAAAACAAACAAAAAUUUGUAUUAAUUGUGUGAUAUGACUGCUAAAUAUUGCAAGAAUGCAUCAAGCGGGCGGAAAAAGUGGUCGCCCCAAAAAUAAAUAUACAGCUGAAGCUCUUGAAACUAUAAAACAGGAUUUAACGAGAUUUCAAGUUCAAAAAGAUAAUGGCAUACAACAGAAUUUUAAUCAUUUGCGAUAUUCUGCUGUCAACGGUCGCCCCGAUGCACCGGAAUAUCAUCAUGCUAAACCGCCGAUGGAACCACCUCCGUCGGCAUCACCAUCACCUGCGAUAUCAACCUCAACUCAACUUAAUGGUCACGUGCCAAAGGUUUUGCCACAAUCAAUAAUCCCACCCAAACUCAAUCGAAAGGCAAGUAUAGAGCGUGAGCUUCCUAUGAACUAUCUGCGAUGCAGUCCGGCUUUAGAUUCCGGAGCUGGGAGCUCACGUUCGGAUAGUCCACACUCACAUCAACAACUUACAUGUGCUAGUCGCGCAAGUACCGGACAAUAUUCACCAUCGCCAUCGAGCUUUAGCGAUGUGGCUCCGCCUGCACCUCCACCACGUAAUCCAACAUCUGCUAACUCUGCCACACCACCACCACCACCGCCAUCAAAUCAACACUAUAAACGACGUUCGCCAGCCACAACGCGUCCUGCAGCCAUAACGCCUAAUCCCACACGCGGUACAUCACCAGUGAUACCACAGAACGGCAUCAAGGCUCAGCAACAAUUGUCGCAACAAAUGAAGGCCCUUAGUUUGUAUCAGUCGGGUGGCGGUAGUGCUGUGGAGCCGCCGCCACCAUAUCCCCUAAACACGGUAAUGGUACCCACAUCUGCUCCACCACCAAGUUACUCAGCUUCUAUCCAAUCGAGGCAAUCUCCUACACAGUCUCAAUCGGACUAUCGCAAGUCGCCGAGUAGUGGCAUUUAUUCGGCCACUUCUGCCGGCUCGCCCAGUCCAAUUACGGUUACAAGCAGUGCAAUUCCUCCACCACUUCAGCCAUCAUCGGUGGCGCGACCACAGCCUCGUGUUUAUCCAACACGCACUCAACAGCCGAUUAUUAUGCAGAGUGUCAAGUCAACGCAAGUCCAAAAGCCGGUUUUGCAAACGGCCGUUGCGCCACAAUCGCCGGUGACGGCGUCAGCAUGUAACUCACCAGUUCACAUUCUGCCAGCUCCACCAUCGUAUCCACAAAAGAGUGCAGCUGUUGUUCAACAGCAGCAGCAACAGUCGCCACUCUUAGCAGGUGGAGUACCAACUGUAGUUAGUAAGCCCACACCACCGACUCCAACGACACCUCCGUUAAUCGCAAAUGCCUUAAAUGGCACUGUUAUGACUAAAUCGCCCUGUGUAGAGCCCCCGUCGUACGCUAAAAGUAUGCAGGCCAAAGCUGCGCAACAUCAUCAGCAGCAACAUCAACAGGUGGCGGCGAUACAACAACAGCAGCAACAACAACUGCAAGCCCAGUUAAGGGCUGCUGCUGCUCUGGCUCAACAAAAGCCCUCUGUUUCAGUGCCCGUAGUUGGUGGACGCCAACUGCCUCCACCACCUCCGUAUCAAAGCACUCGUACAUCAUCAGCUGUUCCACCACCUCUCAUAUCUUCAUCGUCAUCCUCACCUCACGAAAUGAAUACAAAUAAUGGUGUCGUCGGAGUAGGAGGAGCAAAUGGAUUAAACAAUAACCAAAUUACAAAUAGUAAUUUGACUACUACGCCACCAAUACCUCCGUCUAAAAAUAUGAAUAAUAAUGGCGGCAGUAAUGGCAGUGCUGGUGAAUCUGUAGCUUCAUCGUCUUCUGGGGCUGCAGCGUCGAGUAGUAGCAAAUCUACACCACCCGACAACGUUAAGAAAAUAAAACACGCCUCUCCCAUACCCGAGCGUAAAAAAGUGUCCAAAGAAAAGGAAGAAGAACGCAAGGAAUGUCGCAUAAGGCAGUACUCUCCGCAGGCCUUCAAAUUCUACAUGGAACAACACAUUGAAAAUGUUCUCAAAUCCUAUAAACAGAGAACAUUCCGCAAGAAUCAAUUGGAAAAAGAGAUGUUAAAGAUCGGUCUAUCCACACAAACUCAAGUCGAAAUGAGAAAGAUGCUGAACCAGAAGGAGAGCAAUUACAUACGUCUCAAAAGAGCCAAAAUGGAUAAAAGUAUGUUCGUCAAGAUAAAGCCCAUUGGAGUGGGCGCAUUCGGUGAGGUAACACUGGUCCGUAAAAUCGAUACCACCAACCAUUUGUAUGCAAUGAAAACUCUACGAAAAGCCGAUGUACUCAAGCGCAAUCAAGUGGCUCAUGUGAAAGCAGAACGUGAUAUUUUAGCUGAGGCCGAUAAUAAUUGGGUUGUCAAACUGUACUAUAGUUUUCAGGACAAGGACAAUUUGUAUUUUGUCAUGGACUACAUACCGGGUGGUGAUUUGAUGUCACUGCUAAUCAAAAAGGGUAUUUUCGAGGAGCCCUUAGCUCGAUUUUACAUAGCGGAACUAACUUGUGCCGUAGAAAGUGUACACAAAAUGGGUUUUAUUCAUAGGGACAUAAAACCAGACAAUAUAUUAAUUGAUCGAGAUGGCCAUAUAAAACUAACUGAUUUUGGUUUAUGUACUGGCUUUCGAUGGACUCACAAUUCGAAAUACUAUCAGGAGAAUGGAAAUCAUGCUAGACAGGAUUCAAUGGAACCAUGGGAAGAUUUUUCCGACAAUGGAACUAAGCCUACCGUUUUGGAAAGGCGGAGAAUGCGUGAUCACCAAAGAGUCUUGGCCCAUUCACUUGUAGGCACACCCAACUAUAUCGCUCCAGAAGUACUAGAACGCAGUGGAUACACUCAACUAUGUGAUUGGUGGAGUGUUGGUGUGAUACUUUAUGAAAUGUUGGUGGGACAACCACCAUUUUUAGCCAAUAGUCCUGUUGAAACACAACAAAAGGUCAUCAAUUGGGAAAAGACGCUACAUAUACCACCGCAAGCAAAACUAACACGAGAAGCUACCGAUCUUAUCCUGAGACUUUGCUCAUCAUCCGACAAACGUUUAGGGAAAAAAGCCGACGAAGUUAAAGCUCAUGAUUUUUUCAAAGGUGUCGAUUUUGCUGAUAUGCGCCGUCAAAUUGCACCAUAUAUUCCAAAGAUUGAACAUCCCACAGACACAUCUAACUUUGAUCCAAUUGAUCCAGAGAAAUUGCGCUCCGAUUCAAAUAUGAGCGGCGAUGAAUUCAAUGAUGACAAGCCAUUUCACGGUUUCUUCGAAUUCACAUUUCGUCGCUUCUUUGACGAUAAACUUAAUCCAGAUGUAAUGGAUGAUCAGUCACCGGUGUAUGUAUGAGAAUGAAACAAUCAUGUAAGUGUUUAUGCUGUGGACAAAAAAAGUAAAACAGGUUAUGAUGGCGCGUUUAUAAAUAAAUAUAAAAAUACACAUACAUAUAUAUUUAUAAAUUUCAUUAGUUAAAAAAAAAACAGAAAAAUAAGAACAAAUCAAAUGCAUAGUCAAUUUAAUUUAACAAAACAAAAGUUUUCUUUUUGUAACUUUAAACUAUCCAUAAAAUUUAAUACAAAAAAAACACACACACGCAUAUAUACAAAUAGUACAUAUAUUUAUAUACAUUUACUAUUUACUAUACAUUAUUAUGAGUAGUUAGCCCUCUUUUUUUUAAAUACAUAAUAAAUACAUAUAAACAUACAUACGUACAUGCUUAAACAAGUAUGAACUUGAGUCAUUGUCUCCAUUGCCCCACCGUAAUUUUAAUUUGAAUCCUUAGAGAAGGUGGUAUAUAGAACUCAUUGAAAUUUUCUAAAUGGAACUAUUGUAGUUAUAAUACUCGUAAGUUCGUUCUAAAGUAAUUUAUUAAUUUAGUUAAAAUGUUUGCCAAAAAAAAAACAAUAAAAGAAAA
Molecule: messenger RNA, 4511 nt
Organism: Calliphora vicina (urban bluebottle blowfly)
Lineage: Eukaryota; Metazoa; Arthropoda; Insecta; Diptera; Calliphoridae
Gene: wts
Product: serine/threonine-protein kinase warts
Exons: 8
Coding region: 701-3946 (1081 amino acids)
Biological process (GO): positive regulation of apoptotic process; regulation of organ growth; hippo signaling
Molecular function (GO): ATP binding; protein serine/threonine kinase activity
Source: RefSeq, a predicted model, not a curated record